AAGAAACAUGGGGUGAAUAAUGAAUCAGCAUCCCUCAGAGAGUGACGCAAUCAUUGUCACUGUCACUGCUGUACAGUGGGUGGUUUAGGUGAGUAUAAAUAUCAGCACAUCUCCCAUUUCAACCAUCAAACAGAAGAAGCAGUCAAAGGAUUUGAAGAGUCCCCAAUAAACUGACCGUCUCAAAGAUGAAGACACUCAGAGUUGCAGUUGUUGUAGCCGUCGUGCUCACAUUCAUUUGUAUCCAGGAGAGCUCUGCUGUCCCUGUCACUGAGGUUCAACUGAAAGAGCCAAAUAACAAUGACAGUCCAGUUGCAGAACAUUCUGAACACCCAGAGGCCUCAGUGGAUGCAUGGAUGAUGCCGUAUAACAGCAGACAGAAGCGUGGCAUCGACUGUGAAUUUUGCUGCGACUGCUGCACCCCUGGUGUCUGUGGACUGUGCUGCAGAUUCUGAGGAUUCUUCAAACAAUAGUUAGACUCACAAAUACGACUUGAUCAAUUGGAGCAUUCAUGAUGAAUGUAUUUAUGCUUCAUUCUUGUUGUUGUGAAUACCAUAACAUAAACUUCAUGAUAUGCUGACUAUUUGCUGACUGUAAUUUAUCAUACAAAUACAAGUGAAGUAGCAAAUACAA
Molecule: messenger RNA, 630 nt
Organism: Notolabrus celidotus (New Zealand spotty)
Lineage: Eukaryota; Metazoa; Chordata; Actinopteri; Labriformes; Labridae
Product: hepcidin-like
Exons: 4
Coding region: 186-452 (88 amino acids)
Biological process (GO): defense response to bacterium; intracellular iron ion homeostasis
Cellular component (GO): extracellular region
Molecular function (GO): 2 iron, 2 sulfur cluster binding
Source: RefSeq, a predicted model, not a curated record